AUGAGGUCGAUGGUGUGCUUUGCAAUCUUAGUCCUCGCCGCAGUAGCCUUAGGGCAUAAGGCGGAGGAGAAGAAAGCAAUCGAUGGUGGCAGCGAGAAGAAGCAGGAGAAACGCGGUCUCUUGGAUUUGGGUUACGGGUACGGCGACGAGUACGAUCAUGGGUACCAUGUGGGACAAGGAGGUCACGGUUUUGGAAGCGGUUUGGAGUCGUUCGGACACCAUCACCAUCAUCAUUACGGACCAAUUGAUCUGGGACACUCGACAGAUGUUGAGAAGACCAUCACUUAUUACAAGGGUAUUCCGCAACCGUACCCGGUGACAAAGCAUAUUCCGGUACCUGUUGAAAAGCACAUUCCGUACCCUGUCAAGGUUCCGGUACCACAUCCGUACCCGGUGGAGAAGCGCAUCCCGUACCCAGUCAAGGUAGCAGUGAAGAUCCCAGUGCCGGUACCACAACCGUACCCAGUCGAGAAGCGCGUCCCGGUACCAGUCAAGGUUUACAUCGAUAAACCAUACCCUGUCAAGGUUCAUGUUCCACAACCCUACCCAGUGAUCAAGCACGUGCCAGUGCCCGUUAAAGUACAUGUCCCAGCACCGUACCCAGUCGAGAAGCAAGUACCAUACCCAGUCAAAGUACCAGUGCAUAUUCCACAACCGUACCCAGUCGUCAAGCAAGUGCCAUACCCAGUGAAGGUACCUGUAGACCGUCCAUACCCAGUCCAUGUCCCACAGCCGUACCCAGUCCACAUCGUGAAGAAGAUCCCAGUACCAGUAGAGAAGCAAGUACCAUACCCAGUCAAAGUGCACGUAGAUAGGCCAGUACCUUACCCAGUCGAAAAACCCUACCCGGUCCCAGUUAAAGUACCAGUACCACAACCCUUCCCAGUCUACAAGGAAGUCCCAGUCCACGUCGAGAAACCAGUACCGUACCCAGUUAAAGUACCAGUGGACCGUCCAUACCCAGUGGAAAUCACCAAGCACGUCCCAGUCCACGUAGAAAAACCGGUCCCAUACCCAGUCAAGGUACCAGUCCCAGUCCACGUGCACGAUCAUCACCAUGACCACCACGACGUCCACGACUUCCACGAUCAUCACGAUCACCAUGACAACCACGAUCAUUACGAUCACUACGAUCACCACUACUAAGUGAUACUCGCUCAUUCCACC
Messenger RNA from Nicrophorus vespilloides, 1167 nucleotides. RefSeq names its product proline-rich protein 4-like. The record is from RefSeq and is a predicted model, not a curated record. The transcript is spliced from 2 exons. Lineage: Eukaryota; Metazoa; Arthropoda; Insecta; Coleoptera; Silphidae. The coding region runs from base 1 to 1146 and encodes 381 amino acids.